UUGGGCAUGGCAGACCGUGAUGUGAGAGACAGGCACAUUGUCGACUACGACAAGUCACCGAAACAAGUGUUUGUGGAGGCGACGAGAAACCUCAUUCAUUCGGCAACAGGUUUGCAGAUUCUCUCUAGAUCACCCGGCAUGUAUUAUCGCGAUCAUGAAGUGUGUGCAAAAACAAUUGACGCUGGAAACGCAUUUCGAACCGACACCGGAUUCAUCGGGUUUGGACCUCUGACUACUAAGCCUGGCGACCUAGUUACUAUCAUGGCUGGUGGAGAUGUUCCUCUCGUACUACGACCUUACCAAGGGCAUUACCUACUUGUCGGACAAGCUUUUGUGAAUGGAGUUAUGUUCGGAGAACUCUUCGAA
Molecule: messenger RNA, 366 nt
Organism: Lasiosphaeria miniovina
Lineage: Eukaryota; Fungi; Ascomycota; Sordariomycetes; Sordariales; Lasiosphaeriaceae
Exons: 2
Source: RefSeq, a predicted model, not a curated record